This is a messenger RNA of Micromonas commoda, 360 nucleotides long. RefSeq lists its product with no specific name. NCBI's taxonomy places the organism in Eukaryota, Viridiplantae, Chlorophyta, Mamiellophyceae, Mamiellales, Mamiellaceae. The transcript has a single exon. The record is from RefSeq and is a predicted model, not a curated record. The coding region runs from base 1 to 360 and encodes 119 amino acids.
AUGGCCGAACCGUUCCGCCCGCACGAUCGCGAGAGCUCGUGGGAGUUCGUCGGCGUCGUCGUCGCAGCCUUCGCUCUCGUCGUCGUCGCGCUCGGCCGCGCGACGCUCCUCCGCUGGUGCGCCGACUGCGCGCGCGCGAGGGCGGCGAGGCGCGAGCGAAGCGCCGAGGAGGAGGCCCUUCGCCUCACUCGCACCCUGCUCCCGACGCACGACGACGGGUCCCACGGAUCGUCAUCGACGAACGCGACCGUCAUCGAACUCGCCGUGGACGGGGUCCCUCCUCCGACGUCCGCGCCUCCCGGGACGGACGCGAGCAGCGCCGCGGCGGUCCCUCACCGCGAGACGACCAACGGCGCGUGA